Molecule: messenger RNA, 1107 nt
Organism: Patella vulgata (common limpet)
Lineage: Eukaryota; Metazoa; Mollusca; Gastropoda; Patellidae
Product: retinal homeobox protein Rx1-like
Exons: 2
Coding region: 1-774 (257 amino acids)
Biological process (GO): regulation of transcription by RNA polymerase II
Molecular function (GO): RNA polymerase II transcription regulatory region sequence-specific DNA binding; DNA-binding transcription factor activity, RNA polymerase II-specific
Source: RefSeq, a predicted model, not a curated record
AUGCAGUCUUUUGAAUCAGGUGGUCGCCGUGAUUCGGUUGAAGGAGGGGUGAUUUCUGGCGAAGAUGAGGAGUUGGGACGUGGGGAUCUAUCCGCUACGUCCGAAGAAGAUGGAGGAGGCAAACAUCGUAAGAUCCGUCGGAGUCGGACAACAUUUACGACCUACCAAUUGCAUCAGUUAGAACGAGCUUUUGAGAAGACCCAGUAUCCCGAUGUGUUUACGAGGGAAGAAUUGGCUUUGAGAUUAGAUUUAAGUGAAGCCAGAGUUCAGGUUUGGUUUCAAAACCGCCGUGCUAAAUGGAGGAAACGAGAGAAAGCCAUGGGACGCGAAAGUCCUAAUUUCUUACACAUGGAACAAGUGGGAGAGUUACCCUCCCCCAUGAGUUUGAAUCCCGCCAUGGACCCAUACUGGACGAACAGAUACACAAACUUAACAGGCGUUAAUCCUUUACUGGCAUUCCAACAUGGCGGUAAUCUGCCGCCACCACACUACAUGCAGGGCAAGAUGCCAUUUGCUGGACUAUUAUCAAAUUAUAUGAUGGCUUCUAAUGGCUUGGUUUUACCCGGUAUGAUCCUGGGAGCCAAUAUGGCGGCACUUCCGGGUGGACCGUUAAACCUCGCUGGGCCACGUUUACCUAUAAAUUGCGAGAGUUUAGAUAUGAGAAAAUCGAGUAUUGAUGCUUUACGACUAAAGGCCAAGGAACAUUCGAUGAAUUCGUCACCCAUGGAAUUAUUACAAUACAGUGGACAUUCCAACAAAUCAGAGUCCCCAUAAACAUUGAUUUAUCGUCUUAUGACUUGAGGAAAAAGAUUAAGGUUUGGUUUCAAUCCAACCCGAAUGCCGUGAAGAAAGAAAUCCGGAACGGAUGCUGCGUGGUAGUGCGAGUGACCGAGUGAACGAUCAUCCCUGUAUCCCUUAUAAAAUGUAGGAACAGUUCCACUACAAAGAAAUUAACGCGAACAAAGAAUUAAUGCGCUGAAUGGCGCAUUUCUUUUUGUUUCUUGUAAAUUUAAAGACCCUUACGUUACAAAUAUUUAAUUUGUUGUGAGAAAAAGAUUCUUGAAGAUAUUGUUACUCUAUACGAAAGUGCAUUUUUGCUCUCCGUUC